This is a messenger RNA of Orussus abietinus, 656 nucleotides long. RefSeq names its product selenoprotein F. Gene Ontology annotation, cellular component: endoplasmic reticulum lumen. Gene Ontology annotation, molecular function: oxidoreductase activity. The record is from RefSeq and is a predicted model, not a curated record. The transcript has 4 exons. NCBI's taxonomy places the organism in Eukaryota, Metazoa, Arthropoda, Insecta, Hymenoptera, Orussidae. The coding region runs from base 98 to 565 and encodes 155 amino acids.
ACGCGCUCCCAAACUUAACCUAAACGCAAGACCAUCUCUGCACAAGAUAUAUUCUCGAGUUUUAAAAUAGUGAUACUCGUUUACAAGUACCGGGACAAUGGUCAAUCCGUUGUUAUCUUACAUUUUUGUACUCGGAAUAGUGGCAAGGACCACCGUGUCACAGUUUUCUGCGGAUGACUGUAAACUCCUAGGAUUUAAUAAAGCUAAUUUGUUAUGUUCCACGUGUGAGAAGUUAAUGACCCACAAUCUCGUAGACAUCUAUGACAAUUGCAAGGAGUGUUGUUUGAAAGAUGACAACGAAGAUGCGUUAGGGCAGAAGCGAUAUCCCAAGGCUGUUUUAGAAGUUUGUACGUGCAAGUUUGGCGCAUACCCUCAAAUCCAAGCUUUCAUCAAGAGUAAUCGCCCGCGCAAGUAUAAAAAUUUGCAAAUCAAAUACGUUCGUGGCCUGGACCCUAUCAUUAAGUUGCUAGGAGUGGACAAUAGAGUCGAAGAUGUUUUAGAUAUUCAUAAGUGGGAUACGGAUUCUGUCGAUGAAUUCUUGGCAACACAUCUUGUUCUGGAUUAAUAAUCGUGAACAAGUAAUAGACUAAGGACGUUCCUUCAUGAAGCACCGAGCCGAACAGGUGGCUACAUUUUUAAUAAAACGGAAAAUCUAA